This is a messenger RNA of Trifolium pratense (red clover), 1172 nucleotides long. Its product is annotated as thioredoxin domain-containing protein 9 homolog. The coding region runs from base 190 to 831 and encodes 213 amino acids. Gene Ontology annotation, biological process: microtubule cytoskeleton organization. Lineage: Eukaryota; Viridiplantae; Streptophyta; Magnoliopsida; Fabales; Fabaceae. Gene Ontology annotation, cellular component: cytoplasm. The record is from RefSeq and is a predicted model, not a curated record. The transcript has 3 exons.
CAUACCCAUACUUUCUUCUUCUUUCUACACCCCUUCCCUAUGUUUCAUAUUCUGCAGAAGAAGAUAAAGGGAACGGUAUUUUCAUAUUCCCACGCAUCGAAGAAGUGAUCAGGAUCGUUUCGUUUCUAACAGGAAGUUGAAUUGAAGUUCGUAGCAAGGGAGGGAGAGAAAGAGAUCUAAAAGUGUAAGAUGGACAGAGGAAAGAUCGAAGAAGUAAUCGAGAAGCAAGUACUGACGGUGGCGCAAGCCGUCGAGGACAAAAUCGAUGAAGAGAUCGCCGCACUCGAACGUCUCGACGAUGAUGAUCUCGAAGCUCUCAGGGAACGCAGAUUACAACAAAUGAAGAAAAUGGCGGAGAAGCGUAGCCGUUGGAUCUCCCUCGGACACGGUGAAUAUACCGAGAUUCCUUCCGAGAAAGACUUCUUCUCCGUCGUUAAGGCCAGUGAACGUGUCGUCUGUCAUUUCUUCCGCGAAAAUUGGCCCUGCAAGGUUGUGGACAAGCAUUUAAGUAUUUUGGCGAAGCAGCAUAUUGAGACCCGCUUUGUGAAAAUUAAUGCUGAAAAAAGUCCGUUUUUAGCUGAGAGGCUCAAGAUCGUUGUUCUUCCGACUAUUGCCCUCAUAAAGAAUACAAAAGUGGAUGAUUAUGUGGUGGGUUUUGAUGAACUUGGUGGUACUGAUGACUUUAGCACCGAGGUUUUGGAAGAAAGAUUGGCUAAAGCUCAAGUCAUCUUUUUGGAGGGUGAAUCAUCAAUCCACCGUGCAAGGUCUAGUGCACAAACCAAAAGAAGUGUUCGGCAGAGCACAAAGGCAGACUCCUCUGAUUCAGAGUAACUUGUAUUUCCUGUUGAGUUUUAUUUACGUUGCCCUCCUGGAAAGACGAGAGCUCAGAUCACCGUCUAAAUUUUGUAUCAUUGGCCGCAUGUGUCUUUCUAAGUUUAGUUUCAUUGACCACUUGUGUGUCUCUUGUAAGUUUCUAUCCGUUAUUUAUAGAUCUAGUGCUUAUAGUUUAGUACUGUUGUUUUUUCUAAAAUGCUUUUUAUAUAUUAUUCCCCCUGGUUGUACCAAUGAUACUAAUCAUUAGAAUCAAUAGUAAGAGUUUUGAGAUGAACACAUAGAGCCUUUAACGUGUGUGUCCUUUGCAAAUGUGUUAAUGCCAAGAAUUACUUUAUGCA